Didymella exigua CBS 183.55 is the source of this 894-nucleotide messenger RNA. RefSeq lists its product as uncharacterized. Lineage: Eukaryota; Fungi; Ascomycota; Dothideomycetes; Pleosporales; Didymellaceae. Bases 1 to 549 code for a protein of 182 amino acids. The transcript has 3 exons. The record is from RefSeq and is a predicted model, not a curated record.
AUGUUUACUGUGAAAGUCACAAGUUGCUGCAAGCUGGAUUUAAUCGAUUCGCAAACUUCGCACGUCGAAGGCUCAUAUGCCGUUGGGCUGAACCACCCAGCCAAAGAGCUAGGUGCAACUGCGACGAUCGUCUCCUGCCAGACAGCACCAAGUCUAGCUAUUCUCCUCUUUCCCAGCAUCGAACAAAGGCCACCAACAACGAGCAAUACCAGAACCGCCGGGAUCGUUGGAGUCGACAGAGACCACCUGCGGACAGUGCAUCCCCCCCGAUCGCCAACGUCGGGCAUCGUCUUAUUGAAGGCCCCAUCGUCUCCAAGGGGCAGGACGUCGGCGCACCCGCGAUCGUCGCAGCCAAAGACGAUGAGACCGGAGGGCACAAACGUCUCGACGAUGCUCGAUUAUCCGCGCUUCAACAGCUUGCGGUCAGCAUCGAGCGCCUUGGCAUACACUCAGCCCAUCGAUCCCGUCAGCGUAUAUCCCGUCUCAAAGCCCGUCUUGUUUGCUGUGCCAAUGAGCUCCCACGGUCCCGUCGACGUGUCUGCGGUGUAGAAGUUGCAGGAGCGGACUUUCGUUGCGUCGUUCCAGCUGACACAGAAGACCAUGUUGCUAGCCGUGGUCGCCCCAGUCAAUGAAGACGCCCUGAUUCUUCUUGAGGAUCUGCAUGCUGCCUUGAGGAUCUGCAUGCUGCCUUGAGGAUCUGCAUGUUGCCUUGAUGAUCUGCAUGCUGCCUUGAGGAUCUGCAUGCUGCCUUGAGGAUCUGCACGCUAUCGUAAGUGUACGGCCUUGGGUCCGUGUCCCAGUAUGGCGCAAGGAAGAUGUAACCCGGGGCCCGAAGUUCCGGCCUGAGGAUAUCGAAACUGAUGAUGGGAGCGUGAAGAUCCGGUCGCUAAGUAG